Molecule: messenger RNA, 1295 nt
Organism: Nicotiana tabacum (common tobacco)
Lineage: Eukaryota; Viridiplantae; Streptophyta; Magnoliopsida; Solanales; Solanaceae
Source: RefSeq, a predicted model, not a curated record
CUUCAUCUUAGUUAAGCUUUUCAACGAUUAUUAGCUGGUUUAGGUCAUGGGUUAUUUGUGACUAGGGUUUACGAUUUUGGGGUAAUUUCAAAUUUUUAUUUUACGUAAUAGUAAUGUACUGUUAUUUGGAUGAAAAAUACUACUGUUUUUUUGUUUAAGGUGUCAUUUUCGAGCAUAGGGAUCAGUCACGAUUCUGUGAAUUUUUUUAAGGUUCUGUGUUGUAUUUGGGAUGAUUAUUCUGAAGCUUCUUGGAUGAUAUUUAUGUGUGGGUCUUCUAGCCACUCUGUUUUUCCAUGUUGCUCAGGGUAUGUUUUCUUGUGCCAUCUGUUAGUUCUGAGGCAUUUAUGGUCCCAAAAAGUUACGGCAAGGAUAUUUUUAGCACCAAAAGCAAACGGAGGGUAUAAUUGAGCUAUUUCCGAUGGUUACAGUAAAUUUAUCUUACUAAAAGUGAAAAAAAGGAGAGGAGAUGGAUCCGGAUUCAGUGAAAUCAACUCUCUCUAAUUUAGCAUUUGGAAAUGUAAUGGCUGCUGCUGCUCGUGAUUACCAGAAGGAAGUGCUGGCUCAAGAGAAGGCACAAGCAUCAUCUUCUGUUAAUCAAGACAUAGAUCUUGAUGAACUGAUGGAUGACCCUGAGCUGGAAAAAUUGCACGCAGAUAGGAUUGCGGCUCUCAAGAAAGAAGCAGAGAAGCGACAAGCUUUAAAAAGGCAAGGGCAUGGAGAAUAUAGAGAGAUUAGUGAAGGAGAUUUUUUGGGUGAAGUUACUGGUAGUGAGAAAGUGAUUUGUCACUUCUACCAUCGGGAGUUCUAUCGCUGCAAGAUCAUGGAUAAGCAUUUGAAGUCUCUUGCACCAAGACACAUUGAUACAAAGUUCCUAAAGUUGGAUGCUGAGAAUGCUCCUUUUUUCGUUACAAAGCUGGGAAUUAAAACUCUACCAUGUGUCAUCUUCUUCAGGAAUGGAGUAGCUUCAGAUAGGCUGGUUGGUUUUCAAGACUUGGGAGGAAAAGAUGAUUUCAGCACGCGGACUCUGGAGGGUCUUCUGUUAAAGAAAGGAAUCAUCAAAGAGAACAAGGAAGAAGAAGAUGAUGAUUCAUAUGGUGAAAGAAAUAGGACAGUGAGAUCGUCAAUCAAUCCAGAUUCUGAUUCAGACUGAUGAGUGAUUAGUGGUCACCAGUUUUGAAUCAAAUGACUAUUCAUCAGCUUUUUUUGUUGCUGGUUUAUUUUGUUUUAUUUUUUAUUUUUUUUAAUCCUUGGGAUGCCUCGGAGUAUCUACUACAAAGUCUUUGCUUUUCUUGAGA